Messenger RNA from Engraulis encrasicolus (European anchovy), 954 nucleotides. Its product is annotated as complement C1q-like protein 2. Bases 96 to 935 code for a protein of 279 amino acids. Gene Ontology annotation, molecular function: protein binding. The record is from RefSeq and is a predicted model, not a curated record. Lineage: Eukaryota; Metazoa; Chordata; Actinopteri; Clupeiformes; Engraulidae. The transcript is spliced from 2 exons.
CUGCUGCUGCUGCUGCACCGACUUCUGCCAUCAGUAUUGCUGCUACAGACACCAGUGACAGACGGGGCGUUCUUACUCUUAAAGUGACUUGAAAGAUGAGGGCUGCCAUCUCACUGCUGGUGCUGCUGCUCUCCAUGUGUGGAGUUCAGACAGAGAUCCCCGGCACUGACGCCUCUACCCAGGACGUCUCUACUGAGCUGAAGGAAAUGGUGGUGGACCUGAGAGCAACACUACGACAUACUCGAGAUGACAUUAAGGUUUUGGAGGCUGAGAAUGUAGCAAUGAAACAAAGGCUUGUGGCCAGUGAGAGUAAGGCUCUGGAGAGGGCGCUACAGGACACCAAAGCAGAAAUGAAGACGCUGGUAGACAAUCUGAUGAAGAAAAAUGCAGCACAAGAGACAGAGCUGACAGCAGUGAAGACCAGACUGGCAGCUAGUGAAACUAAAGUGGAGAAUCUGGAGAAAGAGAUCAGAGCAGCACCCAAGGUGGCCUUCUCAGCAGGUCUGAGGGAAUCUGGAUGGGGAUACACAGAGGCUGGGAGUAAUGACAUGAACUUAGUGUUCAAGACAGUCAUCACCAAUGUAGGAGAGGCCUACAGCAGUACGACUGGCUUCUUCACAGCUCCAGUCAGGGGGGUCUACUACUUCAGGUUCACUGUUUUGGAUUAUCUGGACUCACACUUCAUGAGUAUCAUAUUGCAUAAGAAUGGGGAGAAGAUCAUGGGGCUGUCUGAGUAUGACACUGAUAGAUAUCAGACCUAUCUGUCCAGUGGCCUGACUCUGCAGCUGGAGAAGGGAGACACAGUAAACCUGAUGCUACCAAAAGGCAAGAGACUCUGGGAUACUUAUUCUAAUCACUACUGCACCUUCAGUGGCUUCCUGCUCUUCCCUCUCUGCAUGCCAGAAGAUCACCAUGACCACUCACCACUCAUUUAGGAAAUUAUUUAACUGAGGA